UUGGCUCUUAGUGAUGCCAAUGGCUCGGGCUCGGUCGAGGCCGUUUGGGCCAUGCUUGGCCCUCGCCGUUUUGGCGAGCCCAGCCUUUGUGGUCGGCAGAGAGUCCCGCAGGUUCUUCUUUGGCGCUGUGAUGCCAGCCCGCUCGAGCGUCGAGUAGUGGGAGAUUUGGUGUCACUUUGCGCUGUCAGGUUGAUGGGCUCCCCAAGUUGGGCCAGUCUUGAUGGAGUGCCUGAUGUGGGGGAUCUGUUUGCUGGCCGAAAGCGCUAUGCGCCAAAGAUUGUCGAUGGAUACCAGUCCCUCACAACAGCUGGGGCCAUUAAUGAUGACUGGCUCUCCAAUUCCCUGCCCAAGAUGGGCAAGGCCAUGGAGAAAUGGGGGGCUUUGCAGAGACAGGACGUGGCUCCGGAUAAGAUCAGCCGAACGUUGCUCAAGGAUGCAGCUGCCUUCGAGAAGGCAGCCAAAAGCAAAGAUUACGCCGCUGCCAUGAAGGCGUUUCAGUUUGGCUCCGUGCUAUGCCAGACCUAUUUGAAUGACCUGCCAACGUCCGGGCCUGGUGGCAGCGGAAAGCUGAAUUUGUCUGAUCCGCUGGCUCCGCCUUGAAUGGCAUGCAGCAG
Molecule: messenger RNA, 614 nt
Organism: Effrenium voratum
Lineage: Eukaryota; Dinophyceae; Suessiales; Symbiodiniaceae
Source: the annotation of a GenBank genome assembly